UAAAACGCAAUACAACAGGAGCAAACAGAGGAAUUAUUCAGCAUAAGCUUCCAUUGCCAAGAUGAAGCUCUUUCUUUUUCACUUCUUGGAAAUAGUAGCAGUAACAGUCUUCUUUCUUGCCCAGUCCUCAGCAUCUUCUGAUACAGGAGAUACAAUGAUCCAGAACCUCUCACUUGUCAAUGGACAGACCUUGACAUCGACAGGAGAAUUGUUCCAACUGGGCUUCUUCAGUCUAGAUAAUAGUUUAGCGAUGGGAUACUUGGGAAUCUGGUACUGCGAUCUCACACCACAAGAAGGCACUGUAGUAUGGAUCGCCAAUCGGAACAAUUCUGUCAACACAUCCAUGGCAUCCUUCAACCUCACUUCCGAUGGAAAUCUAAUCUUAUUUGAGGAAGACAGAAUAGUUUGGUCGACGGGAACGAGAUCCACAGGACUCAAUUCUACACACUUGCAGCUUUUAGAAUCUGGAAACCUCGUGCUGAACGACAGCAACUCGAUUCUAUGGCAGAGCUUUGAGGACUCGAACGACAUUGGCACGUAUCUCCCUGGCAUGAAGCUCGGAUUUGACAACCGGACCAACACUUCAUGGCAGCAAGUGUCAUGGAAGAACCUAACGGAUCCUUCUCCGGGAGACUACAUUCAUGUGAUUCUUGCUCAACCUAUUCCGGAUUUGUUCACGUUGCACAGAUCCGCUAAAUACUAUCGAAGCGGCCUAUGGAACGGAAAUGGUUUAAUCGGCCAUCCAUCAAUGGUGAGAAGACAGGUAGCAAGCUCAGUGAGUUUCACGUUUGUGCUCAACCAGAAUGAGACCUACUAUAUGGCUAAUUACACGACCUCGCCGACGCCGGUGCUGUCGCGGUCAGUGUUGUGCGUCAAUGGAACCUUCCAGCGUUGGUUUCUUGAAACGGGUGGCAAGGGAGAGUGGCAACUCCUGUGGUCGUUUCCGGAGGACGACUGCGAUAUUUACAAUCACUGCGGUCGCAACAGCGUGUGCACCAAGUCAUAUGAUGGUGUCUACUGCCAGUGCUUGGACGGGUUCGUAAAGAUCGCAGAGAACGGAUGCCAGAGGGAGAAGCCUUUGAAUUACUCGUCGAACAACCAGUUUUCUAAGGCGCAGAACAUGAAGGUCCCCGACACUGAGAACGCUACGCCAAGAGGAAAAAUGAGUCUCGAUGACUGCAAGAAUUUGUGCUUGAGUGAUUCCUCCCGCGUGGCGUAUGCGGUGAUCAGUGGGUCUUAUGGAUGCAUAACUUGGCCUGGUGAUCUGUUGGAUCUCAGGACUUUAGAUGAUGGAGGAGGAGAAGAUUUAUACAUUCGACUAGCAGAAUCAUCCACAAAGAAGCAGGCGUGGGUGGCGAUAGUCAUUCCGCUGUUACUCGGAUUUUUUCUUCUAUGUUGUGUUGGCGGCGUACUCGUUUGGAGGAAGAGAAACAGAGCGUCAACCAGAUUGCUAUUGCAAUUGCCAAAUAUAAAGGAAGGUGACUCGAUGAGUACUCGUGAUGAUGUAUCAGAGUCGAGGUCGAUCGCGAUCGACUCUGAGGAUUCUCGCCUGCAUAAUACUGAUAAAGGAGUAGGCAUGAUCAACACAUUGGGGUUACUACCUUCAUACGAUUUGGGGACAAUAAAAACUGCAACAAAUAAUUUCUCUGAUAGAAACAAACUGGGAGAAGGUGGAUUUGGUGUUGUUUACAUGGGUCAAUUGGAAGAUGGACAAAAGAUUGCUGUCAAGAAAUUGUCAAGAAACUCCUCACAAGGCCCAAAUGAGUUCCAAAAUGAACUUUCACUGAUAGCCAAGUUACAACAUAGAAACCUUGUUCGUCUUUUGGGUUGUUGCAUCGAAGACAUGGAGAGAAUUAUCAUUCUUGAAUACAUGGAAAACAAGAGUUUAGACGCCUUCAUCUAUGCUAAUCAUAUGAAAAUGACUCAAGAUAAAACAAAAAGUUCCUUGCUAAAUUGGCAAAAACGUCUCGAGGUUAUAAUUGGGAUUGCUCGAGGACUUUUGUACCUGCAUCAAGACUCUAUCUUGAGAGUCAUUCAUCGUGAUCUUAAGCCAAGUAAUAUCCUUCUUGAUAAGGACAUGAUUCCAAAGAUUUCAGAUUUUGGCAUUGCAAGGAUAUUUGAAGGUGAUAGAGCUCUUGAGGAUGAAACCAAUAGACCUAUUGGAACAUUUGGAUAUAUGGCCCCUGAGUACUUGUUAUAUGGACAAUUCUCAUUUAAAUCCGACGUAUUUAGUUUUGGUGUUAUAGUACUAGAAAUCUUGAGCGGCAAGAGGAAUCGAACAUUCGGUCAAACAAAUUCCAAUUUGAACCUUUUACAACAUGCUUAUAAGCUUUGGAAGGAAGGUAGAUCCUUGGAGAUUCUCGAUGAUGUAGUAAAUUGCCCAUAUCCAACAAUCGAAAUUUUACGUUGCAUUCGAAUGGCUCUUUUGUGCGUACAAGAUAAUUAUGAAGAUAGACCAACAAUGACAGAGGUAGUGAUGAUGUUAGCAAGCGAUGAGCAACUUCUAACUCCACUCAAGCAACCUACAAUAACAUCAACUUAUAGUGAAGGAGAUUGCUCUACUAAAGAAAUGAGCAUCACCAUCACAGGUCGAUGAAUUGAUGAAAUGUGUGUCCUUCACUUAUUUGAAUCACGUUGAACAUAUAUCGAAGUAUGUACAAGUUUUGGACGUCUACAAAACGGUAAACAUGAAUCUGGAUUUUAACAAACAUUUGGUAUACUCGAGCACAAUGCCCUCAAAACAACGUCUAUUUCGAGCUUGCCAUAGGAGGUAUACCAUGCAAGUGAUUGCAAAGAAUCUCGCCUUUGUGAGCUGGCUCAUGCCUCUAUACUGCUUAUUCAUGGCAAGCAGCAGCCUAGGCGUCGCUGUGGUGAUGUCUGGACGGAUGCUGAGCCACCGUCCAACUCUGGUUCAUCGCUGUUCGCUGACGGGGCGUCGGAAAAAACACGUGAGCAAGCGAUUCAUCGGCCUGCUGACAGAGCGGGCAGUUUUUGCUUGGCUCAUAUGGAAUCUGGUCCUUUGUCCUCAACUGCCAGUGUACUAAAAGCCAAAAACAGAAUCCGUACUUGGGCAGAAUAUGCAGGUCUUCUAAAUUAUUUUCGCCCAAAGCUGAAGCCAACCUCUCGGCCUGUACAAGUCG
Molecule: messenger RNA, 3140 nt
Organism: Zingiber officinale
Lineage: Eukaryota; Viridiplantae; Streptophyta; Magnoliopsida; Zingiberales; Zingiberaceae
Product: receptor-like serine/threonine-protein kinase SD1-7
Exons: 9
Coding region: 62-2596 (844 amino acids)
Biological process (GO): recognition of pollen; protein phosphorylation
Molecular function (GO): protein serine/threonine kinase activity; ATP binding
Source: RefSeq, a predicted model, not a curated record